Molecule: messenger RNA, 1639 nt
Organism: Mercurialis annua (annual mercury)
Lineage: Eukaryota; Viridiplantae; Streptophyta; Magnoliopsida; Malpighiales; Euphorbiaceae
Product: probable 1-acyl-sn-glycerol-3-phosphate acyltransferase 4
Exons: 4
Coding region: 399-1514 (371 amino acids)
Cellular component (GO): endomembrane system
Molecular function (GO): acyltransferase activity
Source: RefSeq, a predicted model, not a curated record
GCGAAGGACGAGGAACAUAAUGUUGCACGUGUGGACAGGUUGAUCUGGUCAAAUGAAGCAAAUGCAGAGUGGUAAAAACAAAAAAGAAAAGAAAAUGCCACCCAGAAACGAAUCCAGUCCGACCAAUGGAAGCAGACACGAAAGUCGUCAUUAAAAUGAAUAGUGAGGUGGACAGUGUUGUUGUUAUCCCCGCCCUAUUUUCUCUGAAUACGAACCAGUUGCCUGUUUUAUUGGCCUUAUAUUACUACUAUUAUCUUCAUACCCACUUUAUCUCUUCCCAAUCUCUCCCUUCCCAUCUGUUGACUUUCUCUCCGGAUGCCAAGGGGGGCAUCUCACAGACACUGAGGCAUAUUGCAUUGCAGCUAGCCUUAAGAGGAAGAAGGUCUCUUUGAAAAGAAAUGGAGGCUACCAAGAAACACCGCAAUUUAACUCCUUUUAGGUUGAUAAGGGGUGUGGCAUGUCUACUCGUGUUUGUUUCUACUGCGUUUGUGUUCUUAGUGUAUUGUGCUCCGUCCGCCUUCUUGUCGCGGUUUGUUACCAUACAUUAUCGCAGAAAAGUGACCUCCUUCAUCUUCUCUAUUUGGUUGUCUAUGUGGCCCUUUCUGUUCGAAAAGAUUAAUGGUACGAAAGUUGUUUUUUCCGGGGAUGCUGUCCCGGCAGAAGAACGUGUUUUGCUUAUUGCCAAUCACAGAACUGAGGUUGAUUGGAUGUAUCUGUGGAAUCUGGCACUGCGGAAAGGGUUCUUAGGCUCUAUGAAAUAUAUUCUCAAGAGUAGCUUGAUGAAAUUGCCUAUCUUUGGUUGGGGUUUUCACAUUUUGGAGUUCAUAUCGGUUGAUAGGAAGUGGGAAGUUGAUGAACCUGUUAUGCGUCAAAUGCUUUCAACUUUUAAGGAUCCUCGAGAUUCCUUAUGGCUUGCUCUUUUCCCUGAAGGAACUGAUUUUACGGAAAAGAAAUGCAUAGCGAGUCAAAAAUUUGCAGCUGAAGUUGGACUACCCGUGCUUAAGAAUGUGCUGCUUCCAAAAUCAAGGGGUUUUUGUGUUUGCUUGGAAGUUCUUCAGGGCUCAUUGGAUGCAGUUUAUGAUGUAACUAUUGCAUACAAGCAUCAGCGCCCUACCUUUUUGGACAAUGUAUUUGGUGUAGAUCCCGCUGAAGUUCACAUGCAUAUUAAACGCAUCUCUAUCGAUGACAUUCCAGCUUCCGACAGUGAGGCUGCUAGUUGGUUAAUGAAUACCUUCCAGCAUAAGGAUGAUUUGCUGUCGGAAUUCAGAACUCAUGGCCAUUUUCCUAAAGAAAGAAGAGAAGCAGAAAUUUCUACAUUAAGAUGCUUGAUAAAUAUAACCAUCGUAGUAUCCCUAACCGCUAUAUUUACUUAUCUCACCCUUUUCUCAUCAAUCUGGUUCAAAAUAUAUGUAAGUUUAGCUUGUGCCUUUCUUACCGUAGUUACUUACUUUGAUCUUCGGCCAUUGCCAAUCGUAGAUUCUUUAAACUGUAUGUUUAGUUACAAGAAAAUGUAGUGCUAAAUAGCUUGUUAUAGAAGAUGAUCAACAGUACUAGUUGAUCUCUUGUGUAAAGGAUGCUAAUUGGUAGAAUUUCAUUUCGAGUGUAAGUAAAUACAAAAUCAGAAUUUUAACUGUUGAAA